ACGCACCACUGAGAACAACAGCAACAACAGCGUCAAACUAUUUAAUGGCCUCUGGCCCGUUAGCAUUGGCAUUGCAUUGCAAAUGUUGCUGCCGGCACUGAGGCUCUUGCGAAUGCAGCAGGAACACCGAGCAGCAACUGUGCUCAGAGCUAUUGCUAAAAGCACCACCGCCAUCAUUUCCUAUGCAAAAGCCAUUGUGCUGCAGUUAUUCCUCAGUUGGAAAUGCAACAGCAAUAGCAACAGCAACAAUAGCAGCAGCAGCAGCAACAGCAGCAAUAACAACCACAUCAACUGCAGCUGCAUCAGGAGCAACCAUUUCAACAACGGACUUAAAAAACACUCAUGGAUAUUUUUAUUGAUAUAUUUGAAUUUAUCUGCUGAAGUUUGCUUAGCAGGAUAUCAUGAAAAGAGACUGUUACAUGAUCUAUUGGAUCCUUAUAAUACACUAGAACGUCCGGUUCUCAACGAAUCGGACCCGUUACAAUUAAGCUUUGGUUUAACAUUAAUGCAAAUUAUCGAUGUGGACGAGAAAAAUCAAUUGCUGGUCACGAAUGUGUGGCUAAAACUGGAGUGGAAUGAUAUGAAUUUGCGCUGGAAUACCUCCGAUUAUGGUGGCGUUAAGGAUCUGCGCAUACCGCCGCAUCGCAUCUGGAAGCCGGAUGUGCUCAUGUACAACAGCGCCGACGAGGGCUUCGACGGGACCUACCAGACCAAUGUGGUGGUGCGGAAUAACGGCUCCUGCCUAUACGUGCCGCCGGGCAUCUUUAAAUCGACAUGCAAGAUAGACAUCACGUGGUUUCCGUUCGAUGAUCAGCGCUGCGAGAUGAAAUUCGGCAGUUGGACCUAUGAUGGAUUUCAGCUGGAUUUGCAAUUACAAGAUGAAACUGGCGGUGAUAUCAGCAGUUACGUGCUCAACGGCGAGUGGGAACUACUGGGUGUGCCUGGCAAACGUAAUGAGAUCUACUACAACUGCUGCCCGGAACCGUAUAUAGACAUCACAUUUGCCAUUAUCAUACGACGACGAACACUGUACUAUUUUUUUAAUCUGAUUAUACCCUGUGUGCUGAUUGCAUCUAUGGCUCUCCUCGGCUUCACCCUGCCACCGGAUUCGGGUGAAAAGUUAUCGCUAGGCGUUACGAUCUUGCUCUCGUUGACCGUGUUCCUCAAUAUGGUUGCCGAGACAAUGCCAGCCACCUCAGAUGCAGUGCCGCUGUUAGGUACAUAUUUCAAUUGCAUAAUGUUUAUGGUAGCUUCAUCCGUUGUGUCAACGAUUUUAAUAUUAAAUUAUCAUCAUCGAAAUGCUGAUACGCACGAAAUGUCCGAAUGGAUUCGCAUCGUAUUUUUAUGCUGGCUGCCAUGGAUAUUGCGCAUGAGUCGACCGGGCCGACCGCUGAUAUUGGAAUUCCCGACAACGCCCUGCUCAGAUACCUCAUCUGAGCGAAAGCAUCAGAUACUAUCCGAUGUUGAGCUGAAAGAGCGGUCCUCGAAGUCGCUGCUCGCCAAUGUGCUCGACAUUGAUGAUGAUUUUCGGCACAAUUGUCGCCCCAUGACGCCCGGCGGAACAUUGCCCCACAAUCCGGCUUUCUAUCGCACGGUUUAUGGGCAAGGCGACGAUGGCAGCAUUGGGCCAAUUGGCAGCACACGAAUGCCCGAUGCGGUCACACAUCAUACGUGCAUCAAAUCAUCAACAGAAUAUGAAUUAGGUUUAAUCUUAAAGGAAAUUCGCUUUAUUACUGAUCAGCUACGUAAAGACGACGAGGACAAUGACAUUGCCAAUGAUUGGAAAUUUGCAGCUAUGGUCGUUGACAGACUGUGCCUUAUCAUAUUCACAAUGUUCACAAUAUUAGCCACAAUAGCUGUACUACUAUCAGCACCACAUAUUAUUGUCUCGUAGCCAUAUGGGCGAGGUGGUUAUUGUUAUUGGUUUUAUUAUAAAAUCA
Messenger RNA from Drosophila grimshawi, 1940 nucleotides. RefSeq names its product neuronal acetylcholine receptor subunit alpha-7 (gene nAChRalpha5). Gene Ontology annotation, cellular component: neuron projection; synapse; postsynaptic membrane. Bases 83 to 1894 code for a protein of 603 amino acids. Lineage: Eukaryota; Metazoa; Arthropoda; Insecta; Diptera; Drosophilidae. The transcript is spliced from 11 exons. Gene Ontology annotation, molecular function: acetylcholine-gated monoatomic cation-selective channel activity; transmembrane signaling receptor activity. Gene Ontology annotation, biological process: chemical synaptic transmission; signal transduction; nervous system process. The record is from RefSeq and is a predicted model, not a curated record.